CCUACUGAAAAAAAGCAUUUCCCGUUACACUAAGAGUAUACGGCCAGUCCACGUGUAAAGUAAUGGGUGAUCCUAAGAAGUGUUUAGAGGCUAGUCUCUCCUCUUUACUGGAGGAUAUACAGUCCUACCGCUCUAUACUGGUGGGGGAGAAGGAUCCAGAGAUAUCUGAUGAGGCCAUUGUGACUGCUACUAGAGAGUUGGAUGUUAUUCGUCAGAAUAUUAAGGAUACAAUGAAACCAUUAUUGGGGAAAGGAGGAGGAGAAGGAGAGAUAGAUGAUGCUGGGGAAAUGGAUUCGUCUAAUUUGCCUCUCCCAUCAGUACCAGAUUCAUCAAUCAUCCUGUCACCUCUCGUUACCAUAGAAACAGAUCCCUCCCACCACAUACCCACAAUAACCACACCUCAAGAACACCUGAAGGACUCCACAGGAGCCAGAGGAGGAGAGGGACAGGACGAGGGUAUUGAUGAUGAUGAGGAUAUUGAUGAUUGGGACGACUGUGGAUUAGAGGAGAUGCUUCAAAAUGAGGAAGCGUCUAAACUGUUUGACAGCAUAUGCUUAGAACAGGAGACCCACCAGACUAACAGGAGCAGCACAGACACUGACGGUCAGUGGAUUGGAGAGGAGACUGACUGUAUGAUAAUAGACAAUGAAGGAGGAUCAAUGUCUACUGGUGGAGAUGAUCAAUAUACUGAUAUUCCUCCUCCUACAAAGGAUCAUGUUGAUAAACUGAAGGAAUCGUUUGGUCACUCGAAUUUUAAACCUGAGCAGUGGAGGAUCAUACACUCUAUACUGAAGGACAGGAGGGACACUUGUGCUGUCAUGGCAACAGGUCAGUCAACUAGUAGUAAUUACAUGUACUGUAUACAGUAA
Molecule: messenger RNA, 869 nt
Organism: Amphimedon queenslandica
Lineage: Eukaryota; Metazoa; Porifera; Demospongiae; Haplosclerida; Niphatidae
Product: Werner syndrome ATP-dependent helicase homolog
Exons: 4
Coding region: 63-869 (268 amino acids)
Source: RefSeq, a predicted model, not a curated record